Molecule: messenger RNA, 1979 nt
Organism: Neolamprologus brichardi
Lineage: Eukaryota; Metazoa; Chordata; Actinopteri; Cichliformes; Cichlidae
Product: von Willebrand factor A domain-containing protein 1-like
Molecular function (GO): protein binding
Source: RefSeq, a predicted model, not a curated record
UAGUCUAAAGUAAGCUUUUCUCUGCUAAGGAGACGCGAUGUCCGACACCUUGUCCUGAGACGGGAGUGCGCAUGACGCAGGUGUUCGCUGAAGUUUUCAGCCGUGAGAGCUGCGCACACCUCCGCAGACCGAAGGAGCACGGAAGGCGCUGUAACCAGAUCCCGAGUCUGUUAUUUCACCUGCCCGUGCUGUUUCUAAACACAUGCAUGUCUUUUGAGGUCGAUCGGGAAGGAUGAAGAGCGUUUUUCUUCGCUACGUUUUUCUCUGGGUGACGUUACAAAUGAUUGCUGUACCUGCCACAGUGCUGAACUGCUGUGAGGGGGACAUUCUCCUUUUGCUGGACUCCUCGGGAAGUAUAGCAAACUAUGAAUUCUCUCGUCUGUUGUUCUUCGCCGCCGACUUGCUGCGUCCCUUUUCACUGGGCCGUGGGCAUGUGAGAGUGGGGUUGCUGCAGGUGGGCACCGACCCUCACCUGGAGUUUGGCUUCGACGUCCACAGCAAUCAGGAGAGUCUGCAGUCGGCCAUGCAGGGCAUCAGGCAGCUGAAAGGAGACACUAACACUGAGGCGGCGCUCGGCAUUGCCCGCGAGCUGCUGACGGAGACGGAUGUGAAAGUGCCAAAGAUUCUCCUGUGGCUGACUGACGGAGUGCAGCCUGGUGACGUGGACAGACCAAUGUCAGAGCUGAAAACGCGGGGAGUCUCCGUGUUAAUAGUGUCAACUGUACAUGGGAACUACCAGGUGCUAAAACGUGUGGUGACACCUCCGCUGGACUCUCACUUAUACACUGUGGACAUAGACAACAUUGACAUCAUCACAGAGGACCUGAGGAAGGCCAUGAUAGAAAUCAUUCGUGCUGAACGGCUGCGUGUGGUUGAUUUGACCUCCCACAGCGCUGUGUUGCAGUGGCGCCCUGUUCUGAGUGAAGACAGUAGUUAUUAUGAACUCUGGUAUAAGUCCGUGAGCAAACCAGGUCGUGAGAUUAGACGUACUUUAAUGGGAGACUCCAGCAGGGCGGAGCUGAAAAAUCUGCAGCCUGACACGACUUACACAGCGUCCCUCCGCCCAGAGUCCAACCAGGCAGUGUUUAAUACACUCACCGUAACCUUCACUACUUUUCCUGAUGUUUUAAGCCCAGCAGUGGUCCACCUGUCAGAUCAUGGUCCUCGUCAGAUCCGUGUAAGCUGGGGUCCUCUGCAGCCGGCUCGGGUACUGCAAUACACAGUGGAGUACGGAGCUAUUCCCAGUUCACAUGUCCGCACUGUGACCUUACCCAGGCAGAAAAAUUCAACCUUACUGACCGGCCUGGAGCCGGGCACUCAGUACCUGGUUACAGUCACUGCUCUGCAGGUGGAUGGAAAAGAAAGAGCUAUGUCUGUGAGAGCCUGCACACUGGCAGAAGCUCUGCCUGCUCUAAUCGACCUUCAGCUGGAACCAGUAAAACAACAGGACUUGGGGGUGGAGGAGAUGCAAGUAAAGUGGCAAGCCUAUCAGGGAGGAUUAAGAGGCUACUGGAUCAAAUGGGAGACAGAAAACCCCCACAGCACCACCUCCUCAAUGUACCUACCUCCUAGCUCCCGUUCAACGCAGCUCACCCAUCUUGCACCAAACAGUCGAGUGUGUGUGUCCCCCAUCUACAGCUCGGGCCGAGGAGACGGGCUGUGCUGCACUGCCACGACUCACAGAGAUUCCAGACAGUGGGGUUAACAACCAGUCUAAACCAAUCAGGCAGCCAAAGCAAACCACUCAAGCACUAAAUAAGUUGGAUGCGAAUAUAUCAUCUUGAAAUUAAUUCUAGUGUCAGGAAAAGGCUUUUUCAACAACUCCACCACCAACAAAGAUGAACAAAUACACAUGCCACGUAAUUAAAUCUUUUUUCCUGGCAAUGCGGGAAGACAAUAUGCCACAUCAGCAGUGUUGGGCAAGUUACUUUGAAAAAGGAAUUAAUUAUAGUUUCUAGUUACUUCUUCAAAAAAGUAAC